Messenger RNA from Oenanthe melanoleuca, 1556 nucleotides. Its product is annotated as glutathione S-transferase-like. Gene Ontology annotation, biological process: xenobiotic metabolic process; glutathione metabolic process. The record is from RefSeq and is a predicted model, not a curated record. Lineage: Eukaryota; Metazoa; Chordata; Aves; Passeriformes; Muscicapidae. Gene Ontology annotation, molecular function: glutathione transferase activity. The coding region runs from base 121 to 789 and encodes 222 amino acids. The transcript is spliced from 7 exons.
AAGUGUUUGCAAAUCCCUAUAGGAGGGGCUACAGAGUUAUAUAAUCUCAAGGUAGAACUGCUGAGAGCUUAGACUGAGUUACACUGUGCACAAGAUAGAGGGGAAUCAGGCACUGGAAGCAUGUCUGGAAAACCCAAGCUUCACUACUUCAAUGGACGAGGCCGAAUGGAAACAAUUCGGUGGCUCUUGGCAGCAGCUGGGGUUGAGUUUGAUGAAUGUUUCAUAGAAAAAAAGGAGGAUUUGACAAAGUUGCAGAAUGAUGGAUCCCUGCUCUUCCAGCAAGUGCCAAUGGUAGAGAUUGACGGGAUGAAGCUGGUGCAGACCAGAGCUAUCAUGAACUACAUAGCAACAAAAUACAACCUCUGUGGGAAGGACCUGAAGGAGAGAGCCCUAAUCGAUAUGUAUGUGGAAGGACUGUUCGAUCUGAAUGAGCUGCUACUGAUGCAUGUUCUCCAACCAGCAGACCAAAAGGAGCAGUAUUUUGCUAAUAUGAUGGACAAGGCUGAAAACAGAUACUUCCCUGUCUUUGAGAAGGUUUUGAAAGAUCAUGGAAAAGACUUUCUGGUUGGCAACCAGCUAAGCAGGGCAGAUGUUCAAUUACUUGAAGUCAUUUUAAUGGCAGAGGAGUACAAACCUGAUAUACUUGCCAAAUUUUCUCUCCUGCAGAGCUUCAAAGCAAGAAUGAGUGCUAUCCCCAACAUAAAGAAAUUCCUGCAGCCUGGCAGCCAGAGGAAACCACGAGCGCGAGAGGAAGAUAUUGCCAAAGCAAUAAAAAUAUUCCGCUCCUGAGCACCACCCUAAAGCCACAGAACCUAUAUUUCAUUGUGUUGGCUGACAGUGACAAAGCCAAAUUAAUGGAAAGUGUGAAAAAACCCAUUUUUUAGAUCUCUCUUUCCUUAACUACAGGAUUGGUUUUAGCCUACUGUAGAUAUUUUCAGGUAAAGCUACAUAUACCUACAUGAAAAGGAAAUAGUUCAGUGAUUAGGAUGUAUAUUGGACAACAUAGGAUGCCUUAAAUAAAAAAAAAAUUAAAAAAUAAUAAAAAAGAGAAUACAUGAAAUAACGUUUCACUUUUGAUAUUCAAAACCUAGCUGUUCAUUGAUUUUCUAGUGCUACUUCAAUGCCUAAGAUCUAUCUGGGUUUGUUUUUCUGGCAUUCCCAAGAAUUGUUGGAAAAUUAGGAGAGAUUACCCCAAACAGUAGGUCAUGUAUAUUUUCUGGGAGAUGCCAGGAAAAGCCUGCAGGUUCUGCUUAGAUCAGGAUGAAAGGUUUGGAUGCAGCUUUGCUCUGAGCUCACCUGUGAGUACGCUUGGACCAGAGGUCCUAUUGCACCUCCAUUUUUCACUAGACACGUAAACUCUUGUACUGCAGCUUCCCCAAUGUUUCCUUUAUCAGAAGGGAGCAGCUAAAAGCACUUUGAGACUCUGAGCAACAAAUGCUUGUCACCAGCUUACAGCUUAUUGACAAAGGUGGAAUCAGGAUGGUGUCAGGUGUUACUUGGAAUGUAGGAAUCCAUAUUGACUUACAUCACUUUCUAUUAAACCAAGUUUUAUACAA